Messenger RNA from Andrographis paniculata, 618 nucleotides. RefSeq lists its product as uncharacterized. Gene Ontology annotation, cellular component: elongin complex. The record is from RefSeq and is a predicted model, not a curated record. The coding region runs from base 99 to 395 and encodes 98 amino acids. Lineage: Eukaryota; Viridiplantae; Streptophyta; Magnoliopsida; Lamiales; Acanthaceae. The transcript is spliced from 4 exons. Gene Ontology annotation, biological process: ubiquitin-dependent protein catabolic process. Gene Ontology annotation, molecular function: protein-macromolecule adaptor activity.
CCACAUUAAAUUUCCUUAAGGCCGACGACUCGACUCCUGCUUCAGAGCGGAGGGAGAAGAGGCUGUGAUCGGUGACUAGUCGAUCAAUCGGGGUCAAGAUGAAGAAGGAAGACACUGUGAAGCUGAUCAGCGCCGAGGGCUUUGAAUUUGUCAUCGACAAGAAGGCUGCCAUGGUUUCGCAGACCAUCCGGAAUAUGCUCACCUCUCCAGGAAGUUUUGCGGAGACGGAACACGGGGAGGUGACAUUUCCGGAGAUAAGUACCACCAUUCUGGAGAAGAUUUGCCAGUACUUUUACUGGUCUCUUCAAUAUGCAAGUGGCAAGGAAACCGAGUUCCAUAUUGAACCAGAGCUGACAUUGGAGCUUCUGAUGGCAGCCAAUUACCUGCACACCUGAAUUGCAGAUGGUUUGUGAAGGUGAAUGAGAAUGAGAUGUUGCUCAAAUGUGUGGAAAGGAAUGAACGAAUGCAGGUAAUUGUGGUGACAUUUUAAAUUUGAAGUUUUUCUCUCAGUAGUGAUGUUCUAAUGGCCAAAAAGGGUUUUGCUCUUUUCUGUGCUGAAACUUUGGGAAUUAUAUUUAUGUAUAAUAAUAAGUAUAAAGUGGGUAUUAUUUUAUUUUA